UCCGUCAAGACCAUGAGACAGAACUGGACAUCAGAUCCCAGCCCUUUGCGGGUCCUGCUUUUGUGUGUGCACAUGUUCUGUCACCUGGCUGGAGCCACACCUGUACCUCAGGCCACUGCUGCUGCCUCAGCUGGGAUCACAAAGGACUCCUGCCUCUCCUGGCUCCUGACAGCUAAGCAGUGCCCAGCACUGGAGGUGACCGGGCCAGAAGUGGAAGUCCCGCUGAAUGGAAUGCUGACCUUGUCCUGUACUGCCUGCAGCCGCUCUCCCUUCAACAUCCUCUUCUGGAUGGGCAAUGGCUCCUUCAUCGAGCACCUCCCAGGUCGGCUGAGGGAGGGCAGCACCAGCAGGGAGUCCAGGGGUGAACACACCCAGCUGCGGAGGACUCUGGUGCUAGAGGAGCUGAGCCCCACCCUGCGCAACACCGACUUCUCUUGUGUCUUUGCUGAUCCCUCGCACACUACCCAGCAGCAUGUUGUCCUGGCCCAGCUCUGGGCUGGGCUGGAGACUGUGGCGCCUUCUACCCAAGAAGCCCCACCCUCCAGCAGCCCCCUCUCCCGCCUCAUCACGACGGAGAAAUUCUGAAGCCUAAUUGAGUCGUCACAUCUUCACUGAGGUCUCCAUGCUCUCACAACUCAGGCC
Canis lupus familiaris (dog) is the source of this 642-nucleotide messenger RNA. RefSeq names its product interleukin 18 binding protein (gene IL18BP). Gene Ontology annotation, molecular function: interleukin-18 binding. The record is from RefSeq and is marked validated. Gene Ontology annotation, biological process: T-helper 1 type immune response. NCBI's taxonomy places the organism in Eukaryota, Metazoa, Chordata, Mammalia, Carnivora, Canidae.